Symbiodinium sp. CCMP2456 is the source of this 1768-nucleotide messenger RNA. The record is from the annotation of a GenBank genome assembly. NCBI's taxonomy places the organism in Eukaryota, Dinophyceae, Suessiales, Symbiodiniaceae.
GCUGCAGUGCAAGGAGUCUCGAUGCCUCUCGUGGCUCCUGUGAACGGCGUCCUGGAGAGCGCUUGGGGCCCAAAGUUCAUUGCUCUUGCUGAAGAGGUUGGGCUCCCGCUGGAUGGCACUAGGAAUGGGCCGCUGCUUCCGGCCCCGUUGGAGGCCGGAGGGUGGAGCAGCAGAUCAGUCACUUCGGAAGAGGCUGGCGAAUGGUUGAGAGCUUUGCUCAGCCGGGGCAACAAGUGCACCGAUUCAAUCAAGGGUCACUCUUUGAAGGCUACAACGCUUGACUGGUGUGGCAAGUACGGAAUGACUGAUGCGGUGCAAACUUUGCUCGGACAUCACGCCUUGAAAGGGAUGACGAUGUAUGCAUACAUGCGUGACAAGCUUGCAGCUCCGCUCAGAGAAUACGAGCACAUGCUUAGCGCUGAUCCAGGUCCUGAGGCCGAGGAUAGGUACUACCAGGCUGCGGCUGUUACGCCUGAAGCCGAGGCUGCUAGCUUUCUUGCUUCGCUGGAGGGGCACCUCGAGGAUGAUGAGCCCAAAGGUUCUGUUGCCGAGGCCGGGGCUGUGCUUCAGAGCUCGUCGUCCUCAUCUUCUUCGAGCGACUCUAGUUCUUCUGGAGAUGAGGCCAAGGCUGAUUGGAGUGAUGACUUUCAGAGGGAUUUAGGUGCCUCCGUGAAGAAGGCUUCGAUUGAGGGGCCGGACAUGGUUUUCUGGAAGCACGACAGGACUCUGACGAUUCAUUCCGUCGCUGCUGGAUCCACUGGUGAGGUUUUCACUUGUGGAAGGAAGCGCUCUUCCGAGUACUCGCGCAUAACUCAGAGCGCCUUCAUGGACACCAGGUGUGGAGCCGUGAUGUUCCGGCGGGCUCAGGUGCGAGGACUUGUGCUGGCGAUGUGCAAACACAAGGUGGAUCACUUGGUUGGCAAACAUGUGGACACUUUGUCCAAGUUGGCAUUUGUCCUUGUCCCGCCUGGCAAAGUGCCUGAGGACGAUGCCGUGAUCAAUUUGUUGCCAACAGGGGCCACUCAAGGCUCUAUCGCGGGCCUCAAGCGUUUGCUCUUUGAAUCGCAUACUCUGAUAGUUUCGGCUUUGAAGCAGCGAAUUGAGCGAACUGAUGACACUCUUCCGGUGUCUCUUGAUGUUGCUGAGAGGGAGGACCGCUUGACAGGGCAGAAGGCUCGGCUCGGCGGCUUAACUUUCCAAGGUGAGGAGGAGGUGGCCCAUGGAGCUUAUGACUUGGUUUUCUCCAUGGCUCAAAAGAAUGAGCUUGUCUGGCUCGCUCCUGAGAAGUUCGGGACUCGCAGGGCUGAGAUUGGUGCAAAGAAGGCAGGGAAGGAGUUGGUGAUUGACGGGACUGGAGUCGCUGUCAAGGACAAACCUGCUGUCCAUAACUGCAUUAUCAAUAGUGAGCUUGAUCUUGUCAUGGCAAUGCGCCGCAGGGCCUUAGCUUAUGAUCUGGUUGGCAUCUUGACUUAUGAUGUGGCCAAUCGUUAUCACCAAGCCUUGGUGCAACGUCUUCAGGACGCCCCUCCACCGGGGUACGCGAGAGUGUCAAUAGCACAGGUCCUUCGUGCUGACCGCGCGGCUUUCCUUAAGCUGGCGGAAACCAUCACUACUUUGAGGCGGAGUGGUGGAGGUGCUUUGCCGUUGGAUGUUCAGUUGCCCAACAUUCUUUUGGACCCAAGUGUUGCUUAUCAUCUGCUGCCUCUACCGCCUGGGGCUAGUUCUUCGAGCACUGCCCAAGAAAGGAGCGAAGCGCACCAACUUCUCA